Molecule: messenger RNA, 3329 nt
Organism: Cucurbita maxima (winter squash)
Lineage: Eukaryota; Viridiplantae; Streptophyta; Magnoliopsida; Cucurbitales; Cucurbitaceae
Product: zinc finger CCCH domain-containing protein 38
Exons: 6
Coding region: 414-2993 (859 amino acids)
Molecular function (GO): metal ion binding
Source: RefSeq, a predicted model, not a curated record
AUUGCCAUGUGUCAAGUUAUCACAUGUGUAGUAGCCUACUUGCUUUGGAGGCAAAUUGGUGACGGUUGGUUCACGGGAAAAGGAAAGCGGGUUGUUGUUGUGGGGAAGGAGAAAAAACACAAUAGAACCCAUUGAAAGACGAGGCGAAGAUCAAAAUUUGGAGGAAAAUACGAAAUAUGUUCAAGGAAAAAAGCAUCGCGAAAAGAUAAUUGGGUCUUCGAACCCUUUUUGCUCAUCGCCGACUUCCUCACUCUUCGUCUUCCUCCCACUCACUCUGCAAACAAGAUGCCCAAAACAUCCCUUAUGAAGAUUUAGCUUGGUUCCUACCCAUAUUCUUCUUCAAUUCUAGGGUUACACAAUCGCCGCUUUCUGCCUGAAGCCCUCUUCUUUCAUGAGAAAAUCCUUAAAGAGUUAUGAGUGGAAGUGGCCGAAAACACUCGUCAAAGUGGGAUUUGAGAGAAGAUUCCCACUUCGAAGCUGAUAGUGUACAAGACCAUAGUUGGCCUGGAAAAGAAUCACGACCUGGUUGGAUUUCUGCUGAAAUAGCGAGUGAUGAUGGUUCUAAGUGGUCUGGUAUGGCAACUACCAAUACCGUUUCGAAACCUACGCAAGAUUGGGGAUUGUUGUCAGAGGAGGAACCUUUACCUGGAACCAGAGCUUCGCUUAAGGAGGAUCGCCCUAAUAAAGGCUAUAAUAAAAAUAUGGACGGCACUGCUGAAUGUGAUGCUGAAGAAAGCUACGACAUGAGAAUGUCCCCUGAUCUAGAUGGACGGAGAAGUCAUGGCUCUAACCUGCCUGAUAGAAAUGAUUGGAUCGGGUCAGUGAGGGGUAGGAGUAGAAGCCGCAGUUGGAGUAGAAGCCCUCCUCAUGGUAAUAAGCGGGACUCGGGAUUUCACGAUAGAAACACAAAUAGAACACGUGUUUCUACUCAAUUGUGCAGAGAUUUUACUUCUGGAAGAUGCAGGCGAGGUAGUGGUUGUCAAUUUCUUCACCAGGACGAUCAAAAUCUGGAUGAUAGCUUGGAAAAUAGGAACAGGAAGGGGGCCCGAUCCUUUAGAUCAACUUCCCAUGAUUUUAAGGACUAUCCCAGGAGUGGAAGAUCAGCUGCUUAUUGUACUGACUUCGUGAAGGGAAGGUGUCAUAGGGGAGCCUCUUGCACGUUUUCUCACGACAGUGCAUUUCAUGAAUUAUCACGAGAUUCUCCAAAUGAUAUUAGUAGAGACAGGAAAAAUGAACGGACUAAAGAAGCGUACUUCUCACGUGGUGAGCGUGAACCUUGCAGUAGCAGUCUUGUUAUCUGUAAAUAUUUUGCUGCUGGAUCUUGUCGUAAUGGAAAAAAUUGCAAGUAUUCUCAUCAUAGCCAGUCACGUGCAAGUCCAGAGAGGAAGUCGAGUACUGAUAAAUUGGAACACGUCCAAUGUUCAGAUGGUAGGGAACAGUUGUGGGAUGGCUUAAAAUCGAGUGAAUUGGCUAGUGGUUCGGAUUUCACUCAGUUGAUUGAGGACAAAAAAGAACAAACUGCUAAUGAAGAGCCAAGAUAUACAUGGCCUUCGGAUCAAAAAUGUGAUCAUGGUUUGAAUAAUGAGAGCAAAACUCGGUGGGAUCGAGCUGUUGAUAUCAAGACAGUGCGAAGCAACAAGAAUGAUGCCAUUCCGAGCAAGGCAGAGAAUGCUGGUGGUUGCACAGGCAGUUCUGACCCUAGGGGUCACAGAAAGUGGCCAAGUGAUGAUAUGGAGAUGUCUCCUGAUUGGCACUACCCUGUGCAACCAUCCAAUCAUGUAGUGAAAGGCGAUUGCAACGUUAUGCAAGAUUCUGGCUCUCAAACUUCCACGGCUUUAGCCAUUAGCCAUGCAACAGUUCAAGAGGGUCUGGCUAAGAAUCAAGACAUUGCCAUAGAGCCCAUAGUAGUCGAUAUUACUCGUUUUCGGAAAAGCCAUACUUUAACAAAAGAUGAUACUAUUGCAUCAGCAUCCAAUGAUAACAUUACAAUUGACAGAACGGUUACUUCACAUGCUGAAGGCAAUCCUUCGGGUAAUGUUGUCCUUGGACAAAGAAUGGCAUAUCACAGUGACCAUCCCGACGGAACUGUAACGAAUCCGAAAAUUUCUGAUGGAAAUUUCAGAGUCAAACUGCAGAAGGAGGAUGAAAGCAUGCCAGGAAUUAAUUCUGGAACAACUGUUACUCCGAACAUAGUAACGAACGAUCAAAUUAGGCAAAUAACUGACCUUUCAGCUUCUCUUGCACAAUAUUUUGGAAAUGCGCAACCAUUGCCUCAAUUGUAUGCCUCCCUUAAUACGCGCAGUGUGUCAGAAGCACCUUCGUUCCCUUAUUCAGACGCGCCCAUGGGUGCUUUGGGGACAUCGAUGAAGACAGGUCCUGUUAAUGAAUCCUCAAAGCAACAUGAUUCUGCUCUCUGCAAUAGCUUACAGCUGAAGAAACUUGAAGUCACUAAAACACCACAGAAGAGCACUACAGAAGUGAAGGGUGAAGUACAGAUACCAAAUUUGCCUCUAUCAUCUGGUCCUUGUGGCAUCUCUGCUGAAGAAACUCUUCAUGGGAAGCCAACGGCUGAUGGUGAUGCUAUCAAAGAAAAGAAUGGUGAUGGCAAUAACGAGAACAAAACUGACCCAGCAACAAAUGAGGACUCUCAAAAGAUUGAUACGACAGAGAAUGCAAAUGGAAACGAUGAGGUCCAUGAUAAGAAGAAGAGUAAGGAUAUGAAGGGAAUUCGUGCUUUCAAAUUUGCACUUGUGGAGUUUGUCAAGGAACUUCUAAAACCUACAUGGAAGGAAGGUCAUAUCAGCAAAGAUGUUUAUAAAACCAUAGUCAAGAAAGUGGUGGACAAAGUCACAGGCUCCUUGCAGGAUGGUCAUAUUCCUCAAACGCAGGAGAAAAUUGAUCACUAUCUUUCGUUUUCGAAAUCAAAGCUCACAAAACUUGUUCAGGUUAUGCACAUACUCAAGAUUCAACUUGUAGCUACGAUAACAUUUUGACGGGCCAUUUUGAGACAUUUUCAUCAGGCUACAAAUGGCGUACGUGGACAGAGUUCAGAAGACGACCUGAGAAGGCGAGGUUGUCGAAGAACCGUACAAUGGACAGAGUUCAGAAGACGAACUGAGAAGGCGAGGUUAUCGAAUUAAAUUCUCGCGUUUUUCAUUUUUAAGAAUCAUCACCAUGUAUUAAUUUGUUAGAAUGCUGCUGAAUGAAAUUUGUCAUGUGUUACUAGUGUAGUGUAUCUCCCAUUAGCAGCCUUUGGAAAUUUGUUGGUCUUCUAUUUUGUGCAUUCUUCCAUCUUUUAUUGUUGAAUCAAUGGCUAUCACUUUUCAAUA